Messenger RNA from Paracoccidioides lutzii Pb01, 795 nucleotides. RefSeq names its product triosephosphate isomerase. The transcript is spliced from 2 exons. Gene Ontology annotation, molecular function: triose-phosphate isomerase activity. The record is from RefSeq and is a predicted model, not a curated record. Gene Ontology annotation, cellular component: cytosol. Bases 1 to 795 code for a protein of 264 amino acids. Gene Ontology annotation, biological process: glyceraldehyde-3-phosphate biosynthetic process; glycolytic process; gluconeogenesis.
AUGGCUCCUCCUGAAUACCCCCUCCUCCCAAAAACCCUUCUCGUAAUCUCUCUAAAAACGUACUUCACCCCAUCCCGCACAAUUACCUACCUCCGCAGCCUCAUAGAUCCCCAAAACGAAAUUCUCCGCCCCGAUAACCGCUCACAGCUCCUCCUCGCUCUAAUCCCAGACUUCCUAACAAUCUACCCCUGCUCUGAAAUCCUCCAAUCACACUUCCCAGAACUCCAAACAACCGAGCAGCAAUAUCAACAGCAACAAAACAAUCAACGACAGCCACCUCCUUUCCUCCUCGGGGCCCAAGAUUGCUUCUGGAAACCCCUGGGCCCCUAUACUGGUGAAAUCUCCCCCUCAUGCCUCAAAGACCUAAACGUCUCCCUGGUCGAACUCGGCCACGCCGAACGGCGCGACAUCUUCCACGAAACCGAUGAGCAAGUUGGUCGCAAGGCAGCCGCCGUGAGCGUUCAUGGCAUGAUCCCUCUCGUCUGCGUGGGUGAAGUCUCGUGGCCCGGGUCAAUUAUGGCUGACGCAGUGCGAACGGCAGUUGUUGAGUGUGCGGUGCAGCCAGUGCCGGCUGGUGUGGAGCACGUGGCUGGUGUGGUGGAGGGGAUUAGACGGGUAGUUAGGGGCAGUGGGAGAGAAGGGGACAUUAGGGUUUUGUAUGGAGGGAGUGCGGGCCCGGGUCUGUGGGGGAAAGGGGGCCUGGGAAAAGCUGUUGAUGGGAUGUUUUUGGGAAGAUUUGCGCAUGAAAUUGAGGGGGUGAGGAAGGUGGUUAGGGAAGUGGAGGAGACGUUUUAG